Neurospora crassa OR74A is the source of this 2762-nucleotide messenger RNA. Its product is annotated as dipeptidyl peptidase. NCBI's taxonomy places the organism in Eukaryota, Fungi, Ascomycota, Sordariomycetes, Sordariales, Sordariaceae. Gene Ontology annotation, molecular function: metalloexopeptidase activity; dipeptidyl-peptidase activity. Gene Ontology annotation, biological process: proteolysis. The transcript is spliced from 7 exons. Gene Ontology annotation, cellular component: cytoplasm. The record is from RefSeq and is a predicted model, not a curated record. The coding region runs from base 235 to 2547 and encodes 770 amino acids.
CGCACAGUGUGGGGAACAAACGGCCAGCCAGUUGGAAAGUCGGCUGGUAACGGUUCAGGCAAGUGCGCAGGGAUGUUUAUCGGGCGCUCUAUCGAACGAUAACGAAGAGAGGCUUGUUUGUAGACGGAAGGUGCGUAACACUGUUGGAGAAGCCGUGACUUGCAUUGGCUCAACUGGAGAGAUUGGGUUCGUCUCGUCUUAUUUGCUUGGUUGCUUAGCUGGCCUCAAAGUCAGAUGCGCUUCUCUCAACCCCUCAGAUCUCAAAGUUUGAGAUUAUCGUCGAUUUUGGCCCAGCCAGCCCGACGUGCAUCUGCCUUUCCCAGGAAUAGACUCACCACCACCGCUACAGGCUACGGUAACUCUAUUCCUCAGCUGUGCCUGAAUCGCAACUUCAGUCUCAGUGUCAGUCUCCGCAGUUCCCUCACUAUGGACGCUCAAGAACUCUCGCAGUACCUGGCGGAUGCCCCGCCUUCGGUCGUCAGGCUCGAGGUCGAGAAGCAUUUUGACGCCCUGACAGACAAGCAGAAGCGCUAUGCUCACUUUAUCAGCAAGGCUUCCUUUGCUGGUAACCGCAUCGUGCUGCGCCAGGUCUCCCCCGAGUCUGAGUCCAUCUAUGAUUUCAUCAUUGCUCUGCACAAGGCCUCUGGAGGCGACUGGAAGGCUCUGGCUGAGAAGGCCGGCGUUGAUGAGGCCGGCUUGAACGCCUUCCUCCAGUAUGCUGCACAAUUCCUCGGCAACAGCGGAAACUAUAAGAGCUUUGGUGACUCCAAGUUUAUUCCCCGCUGCGAUGAGAAUGUCUUUGCUUCCCUGGCUUCCACUUCUCCCGAGGCCGAGAAGCAUUACAAGGCCACCAACGGUGCUAUCUUCUCGACUGACAAGCCCGGCCUUCUGCACCUUGGCUUUACGGAUCAAGGUCACCUGACCACUUACUACCCCGACUCUCCUGAUAUCACCAAGGAUGAGAUCGAUGCUGUUGCUAAGUGGAUGCAGAAGGCCGGCUUGCUUCCUGAAAACACCAGGUUGCGCAAGACCAAGGACGGGAUCUUUGAGCUUCUGAUUGCUUCUGCCGUUACUUCCAUCCCCAGCGAGGGUGGUGACAUUGGCAAGGAUUCCGAGUACAAGAUCACCGAGGGCCCUCUUGAGGGUAAGACCGUCAAAUUAGUUUAUGGCGACUAUGCGGCCGAGAUGAAGGCUAUUACCGAGUACACCAAGAAGGCAGCCGAGAACGCGGAGAACGAGACUCAACAAAAGAUGCAUACCGCUUAUGCCAAGUCCUUCGAGGAAGGCUCUCUUGAAGCCUUCAAGGACUCCCAGAGAUACUGGAUCCGCGAUCAAGGUCCCAUGGUUGAGUGCAACAUCGGCUUCAUCGAGACCUACCGCGACCCGGCUGGUGUUCGUGGUGAGUGGGAGGGCUUCGCAGCAGUUGUUAACCAGGAAAGGACACGUGCUUUCGGAGAGCUGGUCAGGUCUGCACCUAGUUUGAUCCCUCUGUUGCCGUGGUCCAAGGAGUUCGAGAAGGACAAGUUCCUCUCUCCUGAUUUCACCUCUCUUGAGGUUUUGACCUUCUGCGGGUCUGGUAUCCCUGCUGGUAUCAACAUCCCCAACUACGACGAUAUCAGGCAACAGGAAGGCUUCAAGAACGUCAGUUUGGGUAACGUCUUGAGCGCCAAGGCUCCUGAUGAGAAGAUUCCCUUCAUUGCCGAUAGUGAUCUCGAGGUUUACAAGAAGUAUCGUGAUGCCGCCUUUGAGGUCCAGGUCGGACUUCAUGAGCUUACUGGUCACGGCUGUGGAAAGCUUCUGCAGGAGACCUCUCCUGGAGAGUACAACUUCGACCACACUAACCCACCCAUUAGCCCCGUGACCGGUAAGCCUGUGACGACCUGGUACAAGCCCGGUCAAACAUGGGGUUCCGUAUUCGGUGGCCUUGCUGGCGCUUACGAAGAAUGCCGUGCUGAGCUUGUUGCGAUGCACUUGAGCUGCGAAUUCCAGGCUCUCAAGAUUUUCGGCUUCGGUGACGGAACUGUUGAUAUGGAUGGCGAGGCUGGUGAUGUUCUAUAUGCAUCCUACCUUAGCAUGGCACGGGCUGGUCUCACUUCGGUCGAGUUCUGGGACCCCAAGAGCCAGAAGUGGGGACAGCCUCAUUGCCAGGCUCGCUUUGCCAUUCUCAAGUCUUUUCUUCAGGCAGAGGAUGACUUCUGCAAGCUUGAGUAUGAGAAGGAGGAUCUAUCCGACUUGAAGAUCAAGCUUGAUCGCUCCAAGAUUCUAACCAGCGGUAGAAAGGCUGUGGGAGAUUUCCUCCAGAAGAUCCACAUCUACAAGUCAACCGCUGAUGUCGAAAAUGGUACCAAGUUCUUCACCGAUAUGUCCGGUGUCGGCUUGGAAUACUGGGGAACCAAGGUCCGCGAUGUCGUCCUGAAGAACAAGCAGCCCAGAAAGGUGUUCGUCCAGGCCAACACUUAUCUGGACGAGGCUACUGGCAAGGUUAGUCUCAAGCACUACGAUGCCACGCCUGAGGGUAUCAUCCAGAGCUGGGCGGAUAGGGAAUAGCUGUAUGGAUUUGCGAAUAAGGUCAAGGCUCUAUUGUGAUUGAGCAAAUGCAAUUGGAGCCAUUCACGAGACAUCCAUCCAUAAACAAUGUAAGCUAUCAGCCUUGCACGUCGAUUGAAACAGGAUUCGCAAACACAUUAAGUCGUAUUCUUUGACACGGCUCACUUGACAAGCCACGACAUACAGCUGAAAGAACUUGAAAUGCCGCCCUUCAC